Fusarium vanettenii 77-13-4 is the source of this 915-nucleotide messenger RNA. RefSeq lists its product as uncharacterized. The transcript has a single exon. The record is from RefSeq and is a predicted model, not a curated record. NCBI's taxonomy places the organism in Eukaryota, Fungi, Ascomycota, Sordariomycetes, Hypocreales, Nectriaceae. The annotation marks the transcript as partial.
AUGCGUCUCAUCAACACAAAAACUCUGCAGCUGGAAGAGUUCAAUGAAAUCAAUCGGCCGCGCUAUGCGAUUCUCUCUCACACUUGGGGAGAUCAAGAGGUCACAUUUCAGGACAUGCAAAAUGAUUCAGGCCAACACCUCUUGAAAGCCGGCUACCAAAAGAUCCUUCAAACCUGCAAAGUGACUCUAGAAUCCAACUUGGAGUACGCUUGGAUUGAUACCUGCUGCAUCGACAAGACCAGUAGCGCCGAGCUGUCCGAGGCCAUCAACUCCAUGUUCAAGUGGUAUGAGGGUGCCACGAUAUGCUACGCUUAUCUGCCCGAUGUGAAUGAGACAUCUGAUGGACGGUCUACCAUCCCCAAAAGUCGCUGGUUUACGAGGGGCUGGACACUACAGGAGCUCAUCGCUCCCCGAAGACUUGUCUUUUAUGCGUCCACUUGGGAACUCAUUGAUUCUCGAAGCAACCUCAGCGAAACCAUUGCUUACACCACUGGUAUCGAUAAGAGGCUCCUCCAAGACAAUCGCGAUGAUCUUCACAGGAUACUGAGAAGUUCGAGCAUUGCUCAGCGGAUGAGCUGGGCGUCGAGACGGCAGACAACUCGCACGGAAGACCUCGCCUACUGUCUGCUGGGCAUCUUCGACAUUAACAUGCCUCUGUUAUAUGGCGAAGGGAGCAAAGCCUUUGCUCGGCUCCAAGAAGAAAUCAUCAGGCACACGGACGAUCAGUCGAUAUUCGCAUGGGGCCUCGGCGAGACGCAAUACCCCGAUUCCUGGUCAAGCACAAGUGUCCUUGCCCCUUCACCGAUGGCCUUUGCUGGAUCAGAAUACAUCGUUCCAGUCGACACUUGCCAGGACUCUGCCCCAUUCUCAAUAACAAAUCGUGGGAUCCGAAUUGACUUGCGUAUAUGGCGCGGU